GGUACCUCGUGAGCAAGGAGUUCACCCAGCUUAACAUCCUGCAGAAGAUACCCAUCCUCAAGGAUGGUGACUUCGUCUUGAGUGAAAGCACCGCCAUCUUGAUUUACUUGAGCUCUCGGUACCAGACGGCAGACCACUAGUACCCAUCUGAACUCCGGGCCCGUGCUCGCGUCCACGAGUACCUGGGCUGGCAUGCUGACUGCAUCUGUGGCACCUUUGGCGUGCCCUUGUGGACUCAGGUGUUGGCACCACUCAUUGGAGUCUGUGUGACUGAGGAGAAGGUGGAACGCAACAAGGCUGCCAUGGCCCGGGCACUGCAGCAGCUGGAGGACAAGUUCCUGGGGGACUGGGCCUUCCUCAACAGCCAGCAGGUGACGCUGGCCGACCUCAUGGCACUGGAGGAGCUGAUGCAGCCUAUAGCUCUUGGGUGUGACCUGUUUGAGGGACGGCCAAAACUGGCAGCAUGGCGUGAACGAGUGGAGGCUUUCUUGGGUACUGAUCUGUGCCAGGAGACCCAUGGCCCCAUCUUGAACAUCCUGAAGCAGGUGGCCAACAAAACAGUCCCACCACCCCCACCAGAAAUCUACCCAUAUAUGCUAUUUCGUAUUUCCAGGAUCCCCUGAGGAGUCUGGAAUAGGGACUGAUGGCUGGAGUCCAGGAGA
Hyaena hyaena (striped hyena) is the source of this 662-nucleotide messenger RNA. It is a transcript of the gene GSTT2B, whose product is annotated as glutathione S-transferase theta 2B. The transcript has 4 exons. Gene Ontology annotation, biological process: glutathione metabolic process. Gene Ontology annotation, molecular function: glutathione transferase activity. The record is from RefSeq and is a predicted model, not a curated record. Gene Ontology annotation, cellular component: cytoplasm. NCBI's taxonomy places the organism in Eukaryota, Metazoa, Chordata, Mammalia, Carnivora, Hyaenidae. The annotation marks the transcript as partial.